Postia placenta MAD-698-R-SB12 is the source of this 2730-nucleotide messenger RNA. RefSeq lists its product as hypothetical. NCBI's taxonomy places the organism in Eukaryota, Fungi, Basidiomycota, Agaricomycetes, Polyporales, Adustoporiaceae. Gene Ontology annotation, biological process: 'de novo' L-methionine biosynthetic process; isoprenoid biosynthetic process; transsulfuration. The record is from RefSeq and is a predicted model, not a curated record. The coding region runs from base 1 to 2730 and encodes 909 amino acids. The transcript has 11 exons. Gene Ontology annotation, molecular function: ATP binding; mevalonate kinase activity; pyridoxal phosphate binding. Gene Ontology annotation, cellular component: cytoplasm.
AUGUCCGCCGACAACGUGGUGAAGAUACCACCCGCGCACGACCUCCCGACCCCGGAGCCCGAGUCACCCUCCAUCCCUCGCUCCCGCCAGCCUUACCGCUUCUCCACGCUUUGUGCGACUGUCGAGACACCAGACGCCGGGCAUAAAGAUCAGCAUGGCAGCUCUAGCGUACCCAUCUACCAGACUGCUACCUUCAAGGGUGUAGGUGGACACUACGACUAUACCCGCAGCGGGAACCCCACGAGGACGCAUUUGGAGCAUCACAUUGCAAAAAUAUCCUCUGCAGAGCAUGCGUUCGUUGUAUCGUCCGGCAUGGCCGCACUUGAUGUCAUCACCCGCAUACUCAAGCCCGACACCGAAGUCAUUGCCGGUGACGACAUAUACGGCGGCACGCACCGCCUCCUCACCUACCUGCGCACUCACAUGGGGGUGACCGUGCACCAUGUCGACACCACCGAGCCUACAUCUGUCCUUCCCCAUCUCAAUCCCGGAAAGACCGCUAUGGUCCUCCUAGAAACGCCGACGAACCCGCUACUCAAGAUUGUCGACAUUGCGCGCAUCAGCGCACUAGUCAAGGAGAAGUGUCCCGAUGCGACCAUUGUAGUUGACAACACCAUGAUGAGCCCGUAUCUCCAGAGACCACUCGAGCACGGUGCGGACAUUGUGUACGACAGCGCCACCAAGUACUUGAGCGGGCAUCACGACCUUAUGGCCGGCGCCAUUGUCUGUAAUCGAGACGAUCUGGCCAAGCAAAUGGCGUUUAUAAUCAACUCUGUUGGAAACGCACUCACCCCUUUUGACUCGUUUUUACUUCUCAGAGGGAUCAAGACCCUUGCUAUCCGCAUGGAUCGCCAGCAGUCUACCGCAAUGCUCGUUGCCCAGUUGCUAUCCCGCCUCGGCUUUGUGACACACUACCCUGGUCUGCCAAACCACCCGGGCAAAGAGGUUCAUGAACGUAUCGCUGAUGGGUACGGCGCGGUCCUUUCUUUCCAGACCGGGGACGUGGCGCUCAGUGAGCGCAUUGUCGCUGCAACUCGACUCUGGGGCAUCAGUGUGAGCUUUGGCUGCGUGAACAGUCUGAUCAGCAUGCCCUGCGUCAUGUCGCAUGCCUCCAUUGACCCGGCGACUCGCGCUGCACGCGGACUCCCGGAGGACCUGAUUCGCCUGUGCGUCGGGAUCGAGGAUCCCGCUGAUCUGAUUGACGACCUGCAGCACGCACUGCUUGAGGCGGGCGCAAUCAUGUUCGCUGCGAAUGACUACGUGCGCAUACCGAACCCGAUCAGUCGCGCUGUGGAAAAACUCGCGCUGGGCGAGCCGAGGCGCAACGAUGCGCGUCCACGGGAGGACAGAGAGUGGUUCGUGAGCGCGCCGGGCAAGGUGAUACUGUUCGGCGAGCAUGCGGUCGUGCACGGAGUAACGGCCAUUGCUGCCUCCGUAGACCUGCGCUGCUACGGGCUGACGUCUCCGCGACACGACGGCAAGCUGUCGGUUCACCUGACCGACAUUGGGGACUAUCGUCACGAGUGGGACGUUGAUGACCUGCCCUGGGACGCGGUCACGCCCAUUCCCCCAGGAGAGCCACACCCGGACCAGCUCGACCCGAGGCUCAUGGAGGCGAUCAGCGCGCGCGCGCUGCCCCCUGCAGACGAGAUGCCCCGGCAGACACACGGAUCGCUGGUCGCGUUCCUCUACCUAUACAUGACCCUGGCGCAUGGCGGCCAUCGGCCAUCCUUCCACUACGUCACGCGCACGACGCUCCCCAUCGGCGCGGGCCUUGGGUCGUCCGCGUGCUACUCGGUGUGCAUCGCCACCGCGCUGCUGCUGCUGCACCAGCGUAUUUCGGUGCCCCCGCUGCCCGCGCCGACGCGCGCGCCGGGCGCGGGCGACCCGGGGCACGUGCACGUGUCGCACCAGGGGCGGCGCGCGAUCCCCGCGGUCGCGGCGGAGGAGGCGAACCGGUGGGCGUUCGUCGCGGAGAAGGUGCUGCACGGCAACCCGAGCGGCGUGGACAACUCGGUCGCGGUGUUUGGCGGCGCGCUCGCGUACACGCGGCCGGGCUUUGGGCGGAAGAGCGGCAUGGAGCCGAUUCAAGGCUUCAAGUCGCUGCGCUUCCUGCUCGUGGAUUCGAAGGUCCCGCGGGACACGAAGAAGCUUGUCGCUGGUGUCGCGCUGAAGAAGCUGGAGGACCCUGAGGCCAUCAACAAGAUCAUGGACUCCAUCCAAAGCAUCAGCGACGAGGCGCGUCGGGCCUUGGCGGACCCUGAGCUAUCUCGGACGUCGUUGCUUUCCGCACUUGCUGCGUUGAUUAACGAGAACCACGCUCACCUGGUUUCGCUGGGUGUGUCGCAUCGCUCGCUGGAGACUAUCCGCUCCACCACGGCCGCAGAGCAGUUCCGGUUGAGCACUAAGCUGACGGGUGCCGGCGGCGGGGGUUGUGCAGUUACGCUUGUUCCGGAUGACUUCUCGGACUCGUCGCUCCGGGCGCUCGUCUCUGCACUGCAGGCAGCUGGCUUUGGAACCUACUCGACAUCCGUGGGGGGCUCCGGGCUGGGCAUCCUGUCUCCGUACAACCACAAGGAGACGCGGGCACCCGUGACCCCGCCAGAGACGCCUGCUGAGAGCGACGACAGCGUGGACGGCACAAGUUCGUUACGACAGUACUUCGAGAGCAUCGACGGAAGCACACUCUCAAGCUGGGCGGACGAGUGUGGUCGCUGGGCCUAUGUGUAG